AUGGCGAGCAGCGACAGCAACCACGCCGCCGACAGCUUCCUCGGCUCCGACGGGGACGAGGAGGCCACUCGGGAGCUGGAGAGCGAGGAGGAGUCCGAGGGCGAGGAGGACGAAACGGAGUCGGAGGAGGAGCCGGACGCCAGGUUAUCAGACCAAGAUGAAGAAGGCAAGACCAACCAGAAGUGUAUUAUAUCUGACCCCUCCUUUUCCAUGGUGACAGUUCAACGGGAAGAUAGUGGAAUAACAUGGGAAACAAAUUCGAGUAGUUCUUCCACUCCUUGGGCUUCGGAAGAAAGUCAGACGUCUGGUAUAGGUAGUCCGGAAGGGUCAGCUAUAAACUCUACUGCAGGGAAUGUUUCCUUUAUUGUGGAUGAAGUUAAAAAGGGCCGGAAAAGAAAAUCUAAGUCAAAGCAUGGCUCACCAUCCUUGCGUCGGAAAGGCAACAAAAAAAGAAAUUCUUUUGAAACCCAAGAUGUUUCAGCAAACAAAAAAGAUAAUCCUUUAAUUUCGGAAAGCCAGGUACUAAAUACCCAGAAUGAGAAGUUAUCUAUUGGCAGUUAUGAUAAAAUGAGAAAAAAGAAAACUACCUCCAAUACACCUCCUAUUACUGGAGCAAUAUACAAAGAACAUAAGCCAUUAGUGUUACGGCCAGUCUAUAUCGGAACAGUACAAUAUAAAAUUAAGAUGUUUAAUUCAGUUAAAGAAGAAUUAAUCCCCCUACAAUUUUAUGGGACAUUGCCAAAGGGUUAUGUAAUUAAAGAAAUACAUUAUAGGAAGGGGAAAGAUGCAUCCCUUAGUCUAGAGCCAGAUAUGGCCAAUCGUGAUUCUAAUAUAGUUUCUAAAACAGGCAAAUUAGUAGGCCAAAGUGUAGAAGAUGAUAAAGGAAAAGAGCUUACUUCACCCUGGAGAAGUGCACUCUCCAAAGGAUCGAAGUCCCAUCCCUCCUUAUUCAGUCGAGAAGACCAAAAGAAAAUUGACCCAGAUUCUCCUCUGAAGGCUGCUUCUGCCACCAAGCACACAGUUUCCUCUUACAGAAGUGAUGACACAGCAAAGGAAACACGGCGCAGCCCUCCGCAGUCAGUGCCACAGCAGCCAGGUGUUGAAGCAAAACCCUAUGAAAUGGAGCCUUCCUCUCUUAUGCCUGAUACAUCUGCCACAACAAAGGAAGAAUUCGAGCCUGAUUCACAAGAAAUUGUACCUUCAGAGCCUGAAUCUUUAGUCUCACCACCUUUCAUGGAUGAAGUAAAGAAGGAAGAUGUGUAUUCUACUGAUCAUUCCAUUUCACAGGAGGCAGAGGAGGAUUCUCUGGAAACAGGUUCAUCAGGUCUGGCAGCAUCGAUCCAGGAAGACAUUGGCCCAGAGAGAGAAGAAUUAGAUCUGACUUCACUAGAAAGGGCAGAACCGGGUUCUGAACAACUGACCCCUCCUCAGCUCGAUGCCAAAGGAGAGAAAGAAGAAAUCGUGCCUGAGCCACCCAUUUCUCUUUCUGAACCCUUGGUGUCAGAAAAAGAAGAAAUAGAGACUUCUGUACCAAGAGCUGCUACCCCUGAACCUGAAGAUUCUCAUUUAGAGGAAGAAGAGAUCAUAGAACUUGAUUAUCCAGAAAGUCCAUCUGUUUCUGAAAAGCCCUUCCCAGUCCACGAGGCCCCUGACGUGGAGCAGAAAGAAGAGGAGCCCAUUCUGCCAUCGCUGACAGCAUCAACACCUGAACAUGUUGCUUUGUCUGAGGGAGAAAUAGAAGAAAACGAGUCUGUUUCUACUGAUUCUGCUUUCGUAUCAGAGUACUCAGUCCCACAGGAUAUGAACCAUGAACUAGAAAAGCAAGAAGUUGAGCCAGUUUCUCAAUCCAUGGUAAAAGCUACAUCUGAACAUGCGGUUUUGUCAGAGGAGGAGAAUGAGGAAUUUGAGCCUUCUUCGGCCUCUGCAUCUGAACACUCUCUCUCACCAUCUAUAAUGGAGAAGACUUCCGAAUACCAAUCCGAGGCCGCAGGAAGUGGGCAUUACACACCAGAUUCCAUAUCUGCUUCUGACUAUUCAAUUCCAUCACAGGCAACAAAAGAGUCACUGAAGAACAUUGACCAUAAGUCCUCAUUAAAGUCAAAAGGUGUUUCUGAGCACGUGGUUUUGUCAGAGGAAGAGAAGGAAGACACUGGGCUGUAUUCCCCAGAUGUGGCCUCUGUGGAUGAACACUCUCUCCCCCCAGGCACAGCUGAGAAGACUUCUGAAUACCAAGCCCCACCACUUUCAGCCACUCCUUCUGAACCUAUGGUCCUAUCAGAAGAGGAGCUAGGAAGUGAGCGUUUCACACCAGAUUCAACAUUGAAUUCCCAAUAUAUAGUUCCACCAAAUGUCACUCAGGAAAUUCCAAAGAAAAUAACUGAUGAUGCAUCGCUCUUAAUAUCAAAAGAUGUUUCUGAGCACAUGAUUGUGUCAGAAGAAGAGAAGGAAGACACUGGGCUGUAUUCCCCAGAUGUGGCCUCCGUGGCUGAACACUCUCUCCCCCCAAGCACAGCUGAGAAGACUUCUGAAUACCAAGCCCCACCACUUUCAGCCACCCCAUUUGAACACAUGAUUCCAUCAGAAGAGGAGACAGUAGAAAUGGAGCGAUAUACACCCUCUUCCACAGCUGCUUCUGAGUUUUCAGUACCACCACAUGCAACACCUGAAUCACAGGAGGAAGAUAUUGUCCACAGAUCCCCUUUAAAUCUAAAAGGUGUCUCUUCACCCACCAAUUAUUCAGAAGAAGAGCAGGAAGAUGUUGAACCUUUCUCUCCAGACUCUGCAUUUGUGUCAGAGUUCUCAUUCCCACCCUAUGCAACUCAGGAAACAGAAAGAAGAGAAUUGGAGUGUGAAUCUCCAAUAUGUUUAACAUCACCAUCAGAACACACUAUUUUGUCAGAUGAAGACACUGAAGAAGUUGACCUUUUUUCUCCAGACUCAGCAUCUCAAGUUUCAGUCCCACCAUAUAGAAUCACAGAGACAAAGAAAAAUGAAAUGGAGCCUGAUUCACAGUUAACUACAGUAUCUGCUUCAGGAUAUUCCAGCUUUACAGAAGCAGAUGAGGAAGAAAUUGAAUCAACAGCUGCUACACCAGUACCUGAGGAUCUCAGUUCAUCACGGAAGCAACAGGCUGAACCUUCCCCUCCGAUGUCUGCAUCUGGAGAGCUGAGUCUGCCAAAUAAAGCAGAAAAAGCAGCUGCUCAAACAUUUUCAACAUCUGUAUCUGAAUUUCUUACUUCAGCAUGGAAACAGGUAACUCAACCAUUUUUAAAACCUGAGUCUGAAGAUUCGAUUCCACCACAUUUAACCAGUGAAUCAGAGAAGGGAGAAAUUAAGAUUAGUUCAUCAGUAGCUGCAACACCUGUUUCUGAACCUGCAGAAUCACCCAUAGUAAAGGAAGAAACCAAACCUAUUUCACCUUCAUCUCAGUAUCCAGUUUCACCUGAUUCAGUCCAUGCACUUAAGAAAGAACAAGAACCCAAAGCAUUGCUCACUCCAAAAGCUGCAAAUGAACAGAUGGCUUUGUUUAAAGUUAAAAGUAAGGAAGAAAUUUUGCCUGAUUUUCAAGAAACUGCAGCACAUGCAUCACAGGAUCAAGAAAUGGAACCUCAGCCUCCAAAUGUUCCAGGGUCUGGAAUGAAAUUUUCCAUUCUGUCUGAUUUGGUAGAUGAGCCAAAGAAGGAUGUCAAAUUCAAUUUAGCUCCAACUGUGACAUCUGAACUAGAACAGAAAAUAUUUCCAGAGAAUGAGCCUGAAGUAAUAAAACCAUACUCACCUCUAAAGGAACCACCUUUAUCUGGGCCUGAGAGGUUAUCAGCAAUGAAAAUGGAAGUGAAACGCGAUUCCAAAAUAAUUGAUGUACCUAGAGAGCUGCGUUCAGCUUCACCAGGAGUGGAAAAGGAAGUUGAACAUGGAUCAUCUGCACCAGAAUUUUCAGAAGAAAUAAAGAAAGAAAUUGAACCCAGUUCUUUAGUAACCACAGCCUCUCUAGCUAAGCAUGAUUCAAACUUAACCAAAUUAGCAAAAGAAGAAAUUCCAACAGAGUUAUCUCGUACUACCCCUAUAGAACAUCCAGUCUUAACUGUAGGAAAGAGUGAAUUAGAAAGUGGUUUACCACCAUUGGUAUCAUCUGUGGAUGAGCAAUUACUCCUUGAAGAUAAAGGAAAGAGAGCAGUUAAAGCUAGCUCUUCUAUUGAAACUGCUGCAUCCAAACAUCCAACUUGGUCAGAAGCAGAGAAGGAAAUUAAACUGGAUUCACCUCCAAGCAUAUCCUCUAUAACAGAGCAUUCUAUUUUGCCAAAGGUAGAAACUGAAGAAGUUAAACCUGGGUUGCCAAUAACCAAAGCACUGUCUUCUCAGCAAGUAGAUGUAUCUAAGGAUGCAAGAGUGGAAAGCAAACAAGGCCUUCCACUUCCUACAGUCCUUGACUCGGAACAUUUGGCUUUACCACAGAAAAAGAAUUCUGUGUCUGCCUCAGAGGUGUCAAGGCUUUCAAUCAACCUAGGUGGUGAGAUAAAGAAAGGAGAAGCUGAACUUCCUUUCUCACAAAAUGUGUCACCUGCACCCAAACACGAAGUUCCAAAAGGCAAAACUGAGAAAAUGGCAAGUUCUUCUCCUGAGUUGGAAACUUUAGUGUCAGAAGAUUUAGCUCCAACAUUGCCAACCGUCAGUGAUAAGAGCAAACAGGCAAUGGAGACAUCUUUUAUAGCUCAGGGAGAUGUCCUGUCAGAAAAACAGGGUCUCACUCUGGCAGAGCUCUCUUUGGAACCUGUGGAGAAACAAAUAUCAGAAUUACCAAAUGCUGCUGGUUUAGGUAGGCAAAGUGGAUCUAUAAACUCAAAACAAAUAAAAUCUCCCACAACUGAAACAGGGUGUUCGGUCUUAGGAAAGGGCCUUGCUGAGCUUAGGAGCAGAGGAGAAGAAGAAGACAGGAAACUUCAUGUGUCAAUCACAGCGCCUGAAAUUUCAGAGGUUUCAUCAUACCUUAAGGAGGAACCUCAGAAUCAAGAAAUUAAGUCUGUCUCUCCUGAGGUAGCCAGCUUAGGGUCAAAAGAAGUGUUUACCUCUUUGGUUGAAGGAGACAACCCUGAAGAACUUCAGCCAUACACUUUUACUUUAGAAGGAUUAUCAAAAGAAUUGAGCCAUUCAGCUGACUUCAAUAAGAGGGAGAAACAAGAAAUAAGCUCAUUACUGCCAACAGGAAAUUUGGAGGCACAAGUGACAGGAGAUACUGUAACUACACUAAAAGAAGAAACAGACCAAACAAAUUCAUUCCCUGUACCUCAGAGUAUAACAAAACCAUCAAAGAUGGCUUCUUCUGAGCACCUUAUGGAACAAAAGAAGCCUGAAAACACACUUCUGUCAGACCAGGCUGUUAAAUUACCUGAUGUAAGCACAUCUUUUGUGGCUAAACAAGAUCUGGGUAUUAAACAGCUUGCUGUUAGGAAAGAGAAUUUGCCUUUGGAAGAAUCAAAAUCAUUUUUGACAACCAAGGGUGCAGAUGUCAAAGAAACACAAAUGAGAGAGGCCCUUAUUUCUCCAGAGGACAAAAACUGGAUGCUGGAGAAGCCAGAAAGAGAUCUGGCAAGUCAUCGUGAAGAAAAAAUACUGGGACCUGUGCAGCUGGGUUCCUCUGGCAGCACUGGUCUGGAGACAGGGCAGCCCAAGGCUACUUUGUCGAAUAAAGACCGUGCGAAUGAAACCAGAAAGCCGAUUCUGCCACAUUCUGCUGAAGAGUCUCACUUAUCAUUACAAGAACCAUUAACUACUCAUGUUAUCCCCAGUGGUAAUGUAGAGAUCUUAUCAACUAAAACAUCUUCUUCUGAAGAAAUAAAUCUGGUCCCCCAAACAAAAUCUUUCUUUCCAGCUGAAAAUGUGGAGAGAAACAAAGCAGUGUUGGAAAAAGCAGAGGCAGAGUUUUCCAGACCUUGCAAAGACAGCCACGAAGAAGUCAAACUGCCUUCUGAAAGAAUCCUCCAGAAACCAGUGUCUGGUCCAUCCAUGGAACAGGUCAAGUCAGAAACUAUUCCCUCACGUGCCAAAGCAGCUCCUUUCCUGGCAGAAGAUGCAGAACCUGUGGUGGGCAAUAAAAAAGCACUCAGGAGUGUAUCUCCUUUACUUGAAGAGAAGCAAAUAGAAGAAUCAAAAAUGGAUCAGCCAAAAGUUGUAGAUGAUGCUAAUGAGAGAGGGAAACCAACAUCUGGAAUGAAAAUAUCCACACAAAUAAAAACCUCAAUCCUAGAAAAUAAAGAACCUCAACCCCCAGAAUCACCUGAGGUGACACAAAAGCUGCCCGAGCAGCCAAAGGCAGUUAAACCAGGCCAUUCGGAAGAAAAGAAAAAGAAAGGAAUUUCAUCUUUCACGUCAUGGAUGUCCAAUUUGUUUUCUAGAUCAAGCACUCCAGAUAAUAAAGUUGCUGAAAAAGAAUAUUUAGAAACUCAACCAAGUCCAUCUAUAGAAAAAGCAGCGACUGUGAUAGAGCCUAAAGGUACAGCUCCCGCUGACUUGAAUGCAGCUGAGAAACCAGCUGAUCAACUGCCAAAAUCAGUUUCAUCUAGCUUCACAAGUGAAAAUGUCAUGAGGGAAUCAGAGAAGCCAGAGUUAAUAAUUUUGCCAGAGAACUCUAAAGGCAGUUUAAUUAAUCUUGGUGAGGACAGACUAACGAAAGAGGUGCCAAAACCUACUUCCCUGAAAAUUUCUGAAGAGGAAGUAAAACUCAGGUCUGUUAGCCCAACUGGGGAGAAAGAUAAUUUGGAAAUCAGAUCAUAUUCCUUGGCAGAAAAGAAGGUGCUGGCAGAGAAACAAGAAACUGUGACCCCAUUAGAGUUAAGAUAUAAUAAUGAAAUAGAAGAGACAUCAAUUACACAUGGCUCUCGCUAUAUUAAAUUGGAGGAAUCAAAAGCUGCUGCUGUGCUGCAGCAAGUCUGUCAAAAUGAAGACUCCAAAGAAAGACACAAAAUUGUUGAGGAGGAGGAAGGAAAAGAAAAGGAAAAGCAGCCACAAGCAUUUUCAGAAGGAAAGAAGCAGCAGGAGAUUCAACCAUAUUCUGUGAAUAUAGCCAAGACUAUGCCUGAAAAAUCAGAUGAUUCUUUAAGUCGUUCUUUGGGUAAAACUCAACCAUUUUCAUUAGUUAAAACUACAUUAACUGAAAAAUUAGAAACCAUGAUCUCCGAGACUCACCCAGAAAUCAGGGAAACAAAGGUGGUAGGAACUCAGCUAUUAGAAGAAAGUAAAGUGUUGGUGGAGAAAACCAAGACGUUCCUUCCAGUGGAUCGUCCUUAUCGUGAUGAACUAGAUGGCCACUCCUUUCCUAAGGAAGGAAAUCUGGUAUUGGAGAAAUCAAGCAGGGAUGUGGCAAGUCACAGUGAAAAAAAGGGACAGGUCACAGUGUCAGAGCUGUCAAAAGGUGGUUCAGUGGAUAUCACAAAAGACAAUAUAAAACAAGGAUCUCCAUCUAAAGAAUCAAAGAGCUUAGAAACACCACCGUAUUUGUUGCCAUCUGUGAAACCACAAGCACUUGUUUCAGAGGCUUCUCCAGAAAUUAGUACAGAGAAGAGACAAGAAUUGUCUCCAGAUAGGCAUAUAGUCUAUAAUAUUCAAACAUCUAAAGUGCAAACAUCUGAAAUGUCUGAACAAUCUGUACUUGUUUCAAAGCACCACUUGGGGGGUGGAGGAGCUGCCCAUGUAAAUGAACCACACUCUCCAGCAAGCAGCAACUAUGCUGAAUUUAUAAGAAAUGCAUCAACAACCAAUGUCAAUAAAAUAUCCAAGGAACCUGAAGAAGAACUUACAACAACUAGUAAGCCAGCUGGACUUUCAGAAGAUCAAAAGAGUGCCUUCAGUAUCAUUUCUGAAGGCUGUGAGAUAUUAAAUGUCCAUGCUCCUGCAUUUAUAUCUUCAGUUGAUCAGGAAGAAAGUGAACAAAUGCAAGAGAAGUUAGAAUAUUUGGAAGAGAAGGCCUCACUUAAAACUCUACCCUUCCCUGGUGAUAGUGAGGCAGUUGCUCGCCAUAAAACAUUAAAGAGUAAGUUAGAUUCUGAGAAAAAAGUUACAUCUUUGAAAGAAAAUAAACAAAAGGAAACUUAUGAAACAAAAGAAGAAAUAUCCACAGAUUCAGAAACUGGUGAUUUAGUCUUUAAUCAGCCCACAAUUCCCGGUGAAGAGGAUUAUUUUGAAAAAUAUACAUUGAUUGAUUAUAACAUCUCCCCCGACACAGAAAUACAGAAAGCUUCAGGGAAAUUAAAUGUUGAGGUGAAACUCUCAAAGGAAGUUAUAGAAGAAGCUUUCUCUUUCCCAGAAAGUUCAGAGGAAAGUGCUCUUGAACAUGAAUAUGACUUGGUGAAGUUAGAUGAAAGUUUUUAUGGACUAGAAAAGGACUACAGCAAAUUAUCUUACUCAGAGACCCAAAAGUCUGUGAUUAUCCAAAAAUCAGCUGACAAAGAUGCUUCAAAGAGCACAAAUAGAGAUGUGGACUCCAAGUCACCUGGGAUGCCCUUAUUUGAUACAGACAAAGGAGUUUUGUCAAGAGCCCAGAUAUUUCCUACCACUGCUAAAGCCAUUAAUCCCGAACUUCUGGAGGAACCACCUGCACUUGCAUUUUUAUAUAAGGAUCUGUAUGAAGAAGCAGUUGGAGAGAAAAAGAAGGAAGGGGAGACCGUUUCUGAAGGUGACAGUGUGAAUUCUGAGGCAUCAUUUCCAAACAAAACUUCUGACACUGAUGAUGGAACAGGAAUAUAUUUUGAGAAGUAUACACUCAAAGAUGACAUUCUUCAUGACACAUCUGUAAUAGAAAAGGACCAAGACCAAGGUCUGGAAGGAAAACCAGUUGGUAAGGAUGAUUCAUACCAACUAAUAGCAGCAGAAAGGGAAAUUGGGGCGAGGUUUAGAACUAUUUGGGGGGAAAGGGGUCUGGAAGAGGAACAGAAAGCUUCUUACAGGGAGGGAGAAUUAGAAAGCCAUGUGGAGACCCUUGACUAUGUAGAUCCACAGAGGAAGGCUCCCAUUGCUGAGGAAGUCAAAGUGGUUACCCAGAAGGUGAGCUAUGCAGUUCCAUUUGAAGAUACUCCUUAUGUUCUGGAAAGCAUAGAUGGAACAAGCACUCAGGGUAACGAAGCAGCAAAUGCAAAUCCAGAGGUCAAUCUGAAUGUCCCAGUACAAGUGUCCUUCCCAGAGGAAGAAUUUGCGUCUGGUGCAACUUGUGUUCAAGAAACACUGCACGUAGAACCUCCAACAACGGUCCUACCUGAGCCAAGUGAAGAUAGGCUCCGCAGAAGCCCUGUCCAGGAUGAAUAUGAGUUUGCUGAAUCUCUGAAUUAUGAGGUAGUUACUCAGGACACUUUAUCAGAAGAAUCCACGCCUGAAGAUGUGUUAUCUCAGGGAAAGGAAUCCUUCGAACACAUCAGUGGAAAUGAAUUUGUGAGUGAGGUGGAACAAAGUAUGUCUUCUGAACAGAACGAGUUGGGCAGAGAGAGGAUAGAAGACCAAUUAUCAUCAGAGUUAGUAACUGAGAAGGAGCAAAAAGAACCGAAAAAGUCCCAGGUUGACAUGUAUUGCUGUACUUGCAAAAGUCCAAUUUCUGCUGUUGACAAGAUAUUUGGCACCCACAAGGACCAUGAGGUAUCAACGCUUGAUACAGCUAUAAGUGCUGUAAAGGUUCAAUUAGCAGAAUUUCUAGAAAAUUUACAAGAAAAGUCCUUAAGGAUUGAAGCCUUUGUUAGUGAGAUAGAAACUUUUUUCAACACCAUUGAGGAAAAUUGUAGUAAAAAUGAGAAAAAGCUAGAAGAACAGAAUGAGGAGAUGAUGAAGAAGGUUUUAGCACAGUAUGAUGAGAAGGCCCAGAGCUUUGAGGAAGUGAAGAAAAAGAAGAUGGAGUUCCUGCAUGACCAGAUGGUCCACUUUCUGCAGAGCAUGGAUGCUGCCAAGGACACCCUGGAGACCAUUGUGAGGGAAGCAGAGGAGCUUGACGAGACCGUUUUCCUGACUUCAUUUGAGGAAAUCAAUGAAAGGCUGCUUUCUGCCAUGGAGAGUACUGCUUCGUUAGAGAAAAUGCCUGCUGCGUUUUCACUUUUUGAGCAUUAUGAUGACAGCUCGGCGAAAAGUGACCAGAUGUUAAAACAAGUGGCUGUUCCACAGCCUCCUAGGCUAGAACCUCAGGAACCAAAUUCUGCCACAAGCACAACAAUUGCGGUUUAUUGGAGCAUAAACAAGGAAGAUGUCAUCGACUCAUUCCAGGUUUACUGUAUGGAGGAGCCACAAGAUGACCAAGAAGUAAAUGAAUUGGUAGAAGAAUACAGAGUUACAGUGAAAGAAAGCUACUGCAUUUUUGAAGAUUUGGAACCUGACCGAUACUAUCAAGUGUGGGUAAUGGCUGUGAACUUCACCGGAUGUAGCCUGCCCAGCGAAAGAGCAAUUUUUAGAACAGCACCCUCCACCCCUGUGAUCCGUGCAGAGGACUGUACCGUGUGUUGGAACACGGCCACCAUCCGAUGGCAGCCUGCUAAUCCAGAGGCCACUGAGACCUAUACCCUGGAGUAUUGCAGACAGAACUCUCUGGAGGGUGAGGGCCUCAGAUCUUACUCUGGAAUUAAAGGACUCCAGUUGAAGGUUAACCUCCAGCCCAAUGAUAACUACUUCUUCUAUGUGAGAGCCAUCAAUACAUUUGGAACAAGUGAACAGAGUGAAGCCGCCCUCAUUUCCACCAGAGGAACUCGAUUUCGCUUGUUGAGAGAAACAGCUCAUCCUGCUCUGCAAAUUUCCUCAAAUGGGACAGUGAUCAGCUUUGCUGAGAGAAGACGGCUGACAGAAAUCCCAUCAGUGCUGGGUGAGGAGCUGCCUGCCUGCGGCCAGCAUUACUGGGAAACUACAGUCACGGACUGCCCAGCUUAUCGACUUGGUAUCUGCUCCAGCUCGGCUGUGCAGGCCGGUGCACUGGGACAAGGGGAGACCUCAUGGUACAUGCACUGCUCUGAGCCACAGAGAUACACAUUUUUCUCCAGUGGCAUUGUGAGCGACGUCCACGUGACUGAGCGUCCCGCCAGGGUGGGCAUUCUGCUGGACUACACCCACCAGCGGCUUCUAUUCAUAAACGCCAACAGUGGACAGUUGCUCUUCAUCAUUAGGCACAGGUUUAAUGAGGGUGUCCACCCUGCCUUUGCCCUGGAGAAACCUGGAAAAUGUACUUUGCACCUGGGGAUAGAGCCGCCGGAUUCUGCGAGGCACAAGUGA
Molecule: messenger RNA, 11223 nt
Organism: Pipistrellus nathusii (Nathusius's pipistrelle)
Lineage: Eukaryota; Metazoa; Chordata; Mammalia; Chiroptera; Vespertilionidae
Source: the annotation of a GenBank genome assembly